CUCCCCUGCAGUGAAGCGUCGGACUGUGCCACGGUUGAAUUUUUAAUACCGAAAGUGUUCAACGGUUAUCGACGUUGUUGAAAUGGCCGCUGCGUCUCCAGACGAAACACCCGCACUGGGUGCUGAGGACGACGCACCGACCGAGGAGAUAAAGCAGAGCGACGGUGAGGAAAAAGAAAAGGGCCGCACCGAAGCGGAAACGGAGGAACCGGGUCUUCAAGUAGAGCCGAAAAUGGAAGAGGCGGGUCCGGAGGCCGGUGAAGAGGAGCCAGCUGAGGCGACAGACAAGGCCGCGAGCGAGGCGGAGACAUGCGACCAGAAGACUACAACCGCUCCCGUAGAAUUGGAGCUAAAGCCCGUGCCGGAGCUAAAGCCCGUAUCAAACCAAUGCUGCGGAGAUGACGCCAACGAGUCCGCUGACGAUAACGCUAUGAAAGAGGCAAAGGAGGAACCGGGAGCAGAAGACAGCCGGGGCUCUGGGAUAGACUGUGACAAGAGCAAAACAGUGUGUGAAGACGGCGAGAAACCCAGCGUCGAGGUGGACGAUAAAAGGCGGCCGAGUGUGGAGAUAUCAUCCUCGGAUGGUGAACCCCUGAGCCGUAUGGACUCGGAGGACAGUAUCAGCAGCACCUUGAUGGAGAUGGAGAGCACCGUGUCCAGUGGACGCUCCACGCCUGCUAUGAUGAAUGGACAAAGCAGUGCUAGCGCCUCUGGGAUGAAGACUGUGGCUUUCUCCUGCUGCUGGGACCUCUGCCCACAGUGCUUCAACUCCAGUCCUGAUUUGGCAGAACAUAUCAGGGGCAUUCAUGUGGAUGGACAGAGAGGAGGGGUGUUUGUGUGUCUGUGGAAAGGCUGUAAGGUGUAUAACACACCGUCCACCAGUCAGAGUUGGCUCCAGCGGCACGUGUUGACUCACAGUGGAGAUAAGCCCUUCAAGUGUGUAGUUGGCGGCUGCACUGCCAGCUUUGCUUCUCAGGGAGGGCUGGCUCGACAUGUCCCCAGUCACUUCAGCCAGCAAAACUCCUCUAAAAUGUCCAGCCAGGCUAAACUCAAAGAGGAGUCGCCCUCCAAGGCUGGAAUCAACAAGAGGAAGAAGCUCAAGAACAAACGCAGGUGCACCUUACUCUGUCCUUGUCCUCCUCCAGCAAGGCCCCACGACUUCUUCGAUGCCCAAACCAUGGAUGCUAUUCGCCACAGGGCCAUCUGUCUCAACCUUGCUACCCACAUUGAAAGUGUGGGCAAUGGACACAGCGUGGUCUUUCACAGCACGGUGCUAGCCAGAAGGAAAGAGGGAUCUGGCAAAGUAAAGGUUCUCCUGCACUGGACACCUGAGGACAUACUACCUGAUGUAUGGGUGAAUGAAACAGAGCGGUGUCAGCUGAAGACUAAAGUGGUGCAUUUAUCCCAGCUACCGCAGGACACAGCCAUGCUGCUAGACCCAAAUAUCUAUAGAGCACUUCCUCAAAAGCGGCUAAAGUGCAGCCUGUAAGGAGUCAUCUGUGGACUUGAUACUUAUGGGGGAAAUCCAUGCUCUGAGGAGAUUAAUCUGGGAUGGGCUGGGAUGAUCUUCAUCUCUUUCUGUUGAAUUGGGGGAUUGAAGUCGCGAAAAGAGGACGUUAAACCAUUGUUUCAAAUAAACAAAAACGAAAAGAGGAAAAUCAGAACUUGAGCACAGCUAAGUGUGUGGUAAAAUGGGACUAACACAUUUUUAAAAAGUUUUGUAUUUAUCAAAAACUUAUCUAGAUGUUUUUUUUCUGAAAACACCAAGUGGUGUUGAAAACUGUUCUGUGUGACUUUGUCAGAAAAUGCAGCAUAUUUUAUAUCUGUUUUGUGUAAAAUAUUUAUGCAGAUUUGUAAUAUAUUUUUAUACCAUGGAAAAAAGCUUGUGUACUGUGGAUCUUUGUGAAGGUUUUAAAUAGAACCGUAUUGACUGUGAGAAUCUGUUAUCUAUCACUUGUAGGGAUAUUUGAAUAUUUCUAGUUGUAAUUAUAUUGUACAUAACAAAGUCCUCUUAACAAAAUUGUCCUAUUUAUACUUACUGAGUGCAGUACUUAUUACUCGUGUGUAUGAAAGUGAAGUGUGACAUUGUGCCAGUAAUGUCAGACUUGUAUUCAAUCAGAUGCCAAGUGUUAACAGGAGCAAUAACUCUAUCAUGCAACUAUCUGUCAUGUAGCUCUUAAUCUCACUCAGUCUGAAGAGACGACAACAACAACAAAAAAGUGGCAGUGCACACUUACUUAUCUCCCAACUUCCUCCUUUCCAAGUAACGUGAGCUGUGUUUAUGUUAGUCAUUAAUAAUACAUUCACAUCACUUCCAUUAAGAAUAAUUGUUUAAAAAAAACGUUGUCUUUUUUACUGUUUGACUCUUUUGGGAACUGAAUAUGCUUUUGUAAUAAAAACAACACAACUGACA
Molecule: messenger RNA, 2413 nt
Organism: Solea senegalensis (Senegalese sole)
Lineage: Eukaryota; Metazoa; Chordata; Actinopteri; Pleuronectiformes; Soleidae
Product: zinc finger protein aebp2-like
Exons: 9
Coding region: 83-1489 (468 amino acids)
Biological process (GO): regulation of transcription by RNA polymerase II
Cellular component (GO): ESC/E(Z) complex
Source: RefSeq, a predicted model, not a curated record